GAGCUCAGCCAUGCCGAGUACCGUGAGUUCGCUCCGACCUAUUCUGAUGUUGGUUUCAGAAUCCCUGAGGAGAGUGAUCCCAGGAACAAGAAACCAAAGCAGGAUGACCCCGACUACGCCUACGGGCCGGAUUUCUUCAGCUACAUCCAGAAACACAGCCACAACCUCGAGAUCAGAUGCAAGUACAAAAUCUCCACUCCUGACGACUACACUACACCUUGUACGACUCCUCACUCAGGGAAAGCUCAUGCGGACCUUAUUUCGUAUGAGAACCUUCAGUCCCAGCGUGCUCGUGAGAUUGAUGAGCUCUACACGCGACCUUUCGAUGACAUCGUCGUGGAGGAAUUCAUCUCGAAUCUCCCUGGACCUCCUAUCGAGGAAGUGGACGAGCCCAUGGAACAAGCCGGCGGCUCUGCCGAUGCCCCAGCGGACUCUCCCUCUGGAGAGAUGGCUGGUGAGGCAAAACAAGAUCCAGCGGACUCUCCCUCUGGAGAGAUGGCUGGUGAGGCAAAACAAGAGCCAAAUUCCAGUGAACCAAUGGAGACCGAUGCACCAGAAGGCUCUCCCUCUGGAGAGGAAUCUGGUGUGAAGGUCGAGGAGGCUGAACGUACUACCUUUCCACCUACGGCAGCCCCCGACGAUGUGCGCAUGGAUGAUGCUGGCGAGACAGGCGACCGCGCUACGGGAAGCUCUCCCUCUGGAGAAGCACCCAUGCCUGAUAUGAACUUCUCCGCCGAUGCCGCCAACGACCACAACAACCUCUAUGAGCAGGGCAUCUGGGGAAGACUAAGUUUCGAGGAUUUCGCGGGUGAGAAGGAGAAGGAAGGGUUGGCCGAUACGGUCGACUAUCAAAACUUCCGUGAAGCCUAUCACCUUAUACGGAACGAAU
This is a messenger RNA of Symbiodinium necroappetens, 889 nucleotides long. NCBI's taxonomy places the organism in Eukaryota, Dinophyceae, Suessiales, Symbiodiniaceae. The record is from the annotation of a GenBank genome assembly.